Hydra vulgaris (swiftwater hydra) is the source of this 1621-nucleotide messenger RNA. RefSeq names its product cysteinyl leukotriene receptor 1. Gene Ontology annotation, biological process: G protein-coupled receptor signaling pathway. Gene Ontology annotation, molecular function: G protein-coupled receptor activity. Lineage: Eukaryota; Metazoa; Cnidaria; Hydrozoa; Anthoathecata; Hydridae. Gene Ontology annotation, cellular component: membrane. The record is from RefSeq and is a predicted model, not a curated record.
CGUCUUCCGUACACUUCUAACAGCAAAAAACUGAAAGCGCAAACUCGUAUUGAAUUUUCAAUUGGAGGAGGUGAUAAAUCAGGCGGAGUCGGAACACGGAAUUAAGAGUUAUGAAAUGAAUCAAACUAGUACAAAUACCUCUAACAGCUUUCCGUUAAGAUACUGGGAACUAACUUGGUAUUCAAUGAUUGCAGUUUUAGGAAUUAUUGGAAAUGGCGUUGUAAUGAUUGUUAUACUUUUAUCGAAAAAUAUUGAUCGCAAAUCAUCGUUUCAUAUUGCCAUAUUUUCAUUAGCACUUGCUGAUUUUAUGGUCUCUUUACUUAGCUUACCAAUUUAUUAUAUAUCAACUAGCAGAUUUCAAAAGUAUCAUCCCCAAAACAUUAGUGGUGAUUUGAUGUGUAUAUUUAUUACUGGUUAUUUUUUGCCGUAUUGGUUUUUAAGUGCUUCAGUUUUUUUACUCGUAUUCAUUUCAAUCGAGAGACGGAACGCAAUAUUGUAUCAAAAAUCGUUAUUGUUUCAACAAAAGUCUACAAAGUUUAAAAUUGCUAUAAUGGUUUUCAUUUUCUUCCUUGCUUUUAUCAAAGAAAUUUUAGGAGCAAUAUGUUUAAAGUAUGAUCCAAAAAAUAAUGAAUUCGGAAAUUUUUGUGGAUACUCUUCAAAGAAAAAGUACACUGGUAUAAUCCGAAAACUUCUUCAUGUUAUUUCAGACACAGCAAUACCUGUUGUUAUUGUUUCUUAUUGUUUUUAUCAAAUCUCUAUAUCUCUUGAAAAAAUUGGAGUCUUUUUAGGAAAAUCUAUGAAAGUCAAUAAAGUUGAUAUAAUAAAUAUUCGUAAAGUCAAAACAAUAAAGACAAUAAAAAUAAUAGCAGUUGCUUUUUGCAUUUGUAUUUUACCAAACAGAAUACUUUUAGUAGUCAGUUCUUUUAAAACCGAAAUGAUGAAAUGGAAUGAUCAGAUCUUCCAAGUUUUUGUUUUAUUGCGAUUUUCAAAUUCUUUUGUAAACCCUUUAAUAUUUUGUUUUCAGAGUUAGCAGUUUAGGGAAAAUUUGUCGAUGGUGUUUUACCGGCUAUACAAACAAAAAUAUAUAGCAUCACCUGGAGGAAAACAACAAUCAAACGGCUACAAACCCUUGCCAGAUAUGACUUUUUAAUAUUAUUCUUUAUCUUUGGACUUAUAUAUGAUAAUAAUAAUAAUAAUGAUAAUAAUAAAAAUAAAUUAUAAUAUCGUUAUUGUUAUAUAGAAGCGCUUUUUGUUUAAAUUUUAUUUAAUGCAAUAAAUUUCUAAGUGAGUUGGUUACGUCAUGUGAGUUAGUUACGUUUAAUCGUAAAAUCAAAUAAAUAAAUGGCAACUUUAAUUGUCGCUUUUUCACUAUUUUUAUCUUAUAUGUUUGUUUUUUUAUAAUUAUAUCAGCGAUAUAAAGUUUGUAUAACUUCUAAAAUAAACAUUACUAUUUUAUCUUAAAUCAAAAUCACAUGUUUAUGUUUUUUAAACAAUAUUUUGAUUUUUAUAUAAACUAUAUAAAUAUACAUGUCAAUUAAUUGUGAAAAACGGUAAACCUAAAAUUAAAGAUGCAGUAAAUAUAAAAUUAUAGAUGUAGAAUGUUGGCAAAAAGAACAAAAAA